UAUGACUUACAAGGUGUCAUAAGUCUGGCCCAACAUCCGUUGUUCUUUUCCUCUUUGUGCGAUUCGAAAAUGCCCGAAGAAUCGCAAGACUCAGCUGCGGCCUUGCCAAACCACCAAUCAAAACCCAUUCAGAAGAAUUUGGAAUCGUGGAGAUUGACCGUUGUUAUUGGCUCUCUUUGUCUGGCCAUUUUCCUCCACGGUCUGGAUAUCAAUAUCGUGAGCGUUGCGAUACCGAAGAUAACCACCGAAUUCAACUCUCUUGAUGACAUUGCCUGGUAUGGCUCUUCAUAUUUGUUGACUGUCACAGCCUUCCAACCACUGUUCGGGAACCUGUAUAAGUACUUCCCCGUCAAGCCAGGGUACCUAGCAUCCAUCUUCAUAUUCGAGAUUGGCUCCAUCGUGUGCGCAGCUGCCCCCAGCUCGGCAGUCCUAAUUCUGGGUCGGUCAAUACUCGGUUUAGGCGCUGCCGGUCUUCUCCAAGGUGCUCUCGCAAUCAUCAGCCUCACCGUGAGACUUGAGAAGAUUCCACAGUAUCAGGGGAUUGUCAUUAGCGCUUUCGGAAUCAGCGUCUGCACGGGUCCCAUCAUCGGGGGAGCUUUGACCGAUCACACGAGUUGGAGAUGGUGUUUCUGGAUCAACGUUCCUGCGGGCUUCUUGGUCAUCCUUUUCAUCACGCUGUUUGUUAAAAUACAAGCGAAUGCAUCACAAGUCAACCAAAGUCUUCCCCUAUCCCAGAAGGUGAUGCAUCUUGAUGUGUUUGGGACUAUACUGUUCAUCGGUGGAAUAUGCUGUCUUCUUAUAGCGUUACAAACAGGCGGUAUUGAAGUUCCUUGGAAAAGCGCAAAACCAAUCGGCCUGCUUGUUGCAUUUUCGGUGAUCAUUACAGCAUUCGGUAUUCUUCAGUGGCACAGAGAUGAAUACGCGACAAUCCCACCGCGGGUUUUGAUGAAGAGAACUAUAUACACUGGCUCGUUGGUGUUAUUUUUCCUAGGCAUGUCUAGCACAACAUAUACGUACUACCUUCCCAUCUACUUCCAAUCUAUUCAAGGCGUGUCAGCUAUGGAAAGUGGUAUUCGUUUCAUCGCUCUGGUUGGUCCUCAGAUCGUAUUAAUCGUCGCCACGGGUGCGGUAGUCUCAAAAGUAGGGGCAUAUGUCCCUUUCAUCAUUCUCGGCAUUACUAUCGACUGCAUUGGCGGUGGCCUUAUCACUACCCUCGGCGUUGGCGCUUCUACCGUCCGAUGGGUCAUGUUUCUUGUGGUAAACGGUAUUGGCAUAGGAAUGGCACAGCAAAUACCUUACGCUGCUGUACAAGCAGUACUCGAUCCACUCGACGUCGCCACAGGUAACGCCAUUGCGGUGUUCUCAUUUCAGCUUGGUGGUGCUCUAGGAAUAGCGAUUGCACAAAACCUGUUCUUGAAGAUGUUGACCGAGGCAGUCCCCAUGUACGCUCCAGAUGUGCCUUUACAGAGGGUCAUUAACGCUGGGGCUAUGGGCUUGGAAGUACUUGCGCAAACCCCCGAGACGCUACUGGCUCUUAGGGAAGCAUAUGCAGAAGCGAUAAGAUCUACGCUCAUACUAGCUCUUGUAGCCGCCUGUGCAGCGUUCCCAUGCGCCUGGGGGAUGGAGUGGUUGAAUCUUCGCAAAGUUGCAGAGGCUAGGCGCAUAGAAAAGGAACUCGAUACGUUGGCACCACCGGAAAUCUCGAUUAAGUGCGGUAAGACAGAUGCAGAGCCGCCGUAACUUGUUUUUCUCGUAAACAAAAACAACGAGACUAUAUCAGUAGCCAUUUGCGAUUAUCAAAUAUGCCUCUGUCGCGAACAAGCAACGGUAGGCAGUGGCGCAUAAAUGUCGUCACUGCCGUCUCUCCAAUAUCCUGGAUAUUAGUGCUGCUUUUUG
This is a messenger RNA of Periconia digitata, 1896 nucleotides long. NCBI's taxonomy places the organism in Eukaryota, Fungi, Ascomycota, Dothideomycetes, Pleosporales, Periconiaceae. The record is from the annotation of a GenBank genome assembly.